Molecule: messenger RNA, 959 nt
Organism: Rhinichthys klamathensis goyatoka
Lineage: Eukaryota; Metazoa; Chordata; Actinopteri; Cypriniformes; Leuciscidae
Gene: rnasekb
Product: ribonuclease, RNase K b
Exons: 3
Coding region: 123-428 (101 amino acids)
Molecular function (GO): RNA endonuclease activity
Source: RefSeq, a predicted model, not a curated record
UGCCGCCGAUAUACAUCCGUUCGAGAGAAGGCUAGAGGCAGGCUGUCAUCCUGGAUGACGACUGGAUGUAGCAUCCUUUUUCCAGUUUUGAGAGGAAGAAUCUGUGGGCGAUCUCAGAUAAAAUGCCGUCGCUUUUAUUCUGUGGGCCUAAAUUGGCCGCCUGUGGGAUCGUGUUAAGCAUCUGGGGUGUCGUUAUGCUGUCAAUGUUGGGAAUCUUCUUCAGUGCAAAAUCUGCUGUGCUGAUCGAAGAUGUUCCCUUUACUGAGGAAGACAUCCGUGAUGAUAAGAAUCCACCACAGACAAUUUACGGACUCUACAACCAAGUUGGAAUCAACUGCUUCAUUGCCGCUGCCAUCUACGUAGGUGUUGGCGCAGUGUCUCUGUGUCAGGUUCGCCUUAACAAGCGGCAGGAGUACAUGGUCACAUAAAUCCAGACCAUUUCAAAUUCAACUCCAAUUAUUCCUAAUUAUUUAUUUUUAAAAGACUUCUCGACAAACUAGGAGGAGAUUUUGCUUUGUUAUGUUGUCUGAAAUUGAUAUAUUUGGAAGAUCAUCUUUAAAUACUAGAUAUAUUGAUAUUCUAAUGAAGACAAAGUGUCCAAGACAUACAGUAAAUAGGCACAAAUACAUGCUGUGUGCAUAUAUAUGCAUGUCAUGUGUUGUUAAAUUCCUUUAAUGGUUGUCUUCUGAUCAAUGAGCUAUUAGACACUAAAAACAAUGGGUUGAUGUUAGUAGCUUGUGUUCAUGUUGAAUGUGUGUGUAUGGUGGACAUUUUUUGAAUUCCAAUCUUUUUGUGUGUGUGUGUGUGUGUGUGUGGUAAUAUAAAUGUCUAUUAUUUUAUUGAUGUACACCAUGCAACCCUUGUUCUAUGUACUUGAUAUUAUCACAACUGUGAUGAACAAUACAAGAUAAGUGAAUGGAGAGGUCUUAUGUUCCCUUCAAUAAAAUACUAGUGAAAAA